AUGAAUGGGGACAAGUUCCGCCGAUUCGUCAAGGCUCCCCCCAGGAACUACUCGGUGUUCAUCAUGUUCACCGCUCUGCAGCCGCACAGACAGUGCGGGGUGUGCAGACAAGCCGACGAGGAGUUCCAGGUGAUGGCUAACUCCUGGCGCUACUCCUCCGCCUUCACCAACAAAGUGUUUUUUGCCUCGGUGGAUUUCGAUGAAGGCUCCGAUGUCUUCCAGAUGCUUAAUAUGAACUCCGCUCCGACAUUCCUCCAUUUCCCACCCAAAGGGAAGCUCAGAAAAUCCGACACCUACGAGCUACAAGUGAGAGGCUUCUCAGCCGAGCAGCUGGCUCGAUGGGUGGCUGAUCGGACAGACGUUCAGAUCCGGGUCAUUCGUCCACCCAACUACGCGGGGCCUCUCUUGCUGGGCUUCCUCUUGGCUGUGAUUGGAGGAUUGGCAUAUCUGCGAAGACAUAAUUUAGAGUUUCUCUUUAACAAGAACGUCUGGGCCUUCUCCGCACUGUGCUUUACUCUGAUCAUGACCUCAGGCCAGAUGUGGAACCACAUCAGAGGACCACCUUAUGCGCACAAGAACCCCAACUCCGGACAAAUAAGUUACAUCCACGGCAGCAGCCAGGCCCAGUUUGUGGCAGAGACGCACAUCGUCCUUCUCUUCAGUAUCCUUUAA
Molecule: messenger RNA, 672 nt
Organism: Menidia menidia (Atlantic silverside)
Lineage: Eukaryota; Metazoa; Chordata; Actinopteri; Atheriniformes; Atherinopsidae
Source: the annotation of a GenBank genome assembly